AUGGCGAGUCAGUCAGCGAGGAUUCAGCAGCUGCUGCAGGCAGAGAAGAGAGAGGCCAAGAGAGUAUUGGAGGUCCAGAAACAAAAGAACAGAUGUCUGAAACAAGCCAAGGAAGAGGCUCAGGCUGAGAUAGAGCAGUACCAGUGUCAGCAUGAGAAGGAGUUCAAAGCUAAAGAGGCAGCAGCUUUAGGCUCUCACGGUAACUACAGUGAAGGAGUGGAAAAGGAAAUCACUGAGAAGAUCACCAUCAUAAAGGAGAACUAUCAGCAAAUCAUAGAGAUGGUUUUAGAGCAGUUACUGUCCCUAGUGUGCGAUAUAAAGCCAGAGAUUCAUGUCAACUAUCGAAUUAGUGGUUAA
Hyla sarda is the source of this 357-nucleotide messenger RNA. RefSeq names its product V-type proton ATPase subunit G 1-like. Gene Ontology annotation, biological process: proton transmembrane transport. Gene Ontology annotation, molecular function: proton-transporting ATPase activity, rotational mechanism. Gene Ontology annotation, cellular component: vacuolar proton-transporting V-type ATPase complex. The transcript has a single exon. Lineage: Eukaryota; Metazoa; Chordata; Amphibia; Anura; Hylidae. The record is from RefSeq and is a predicted model, not a curated record. Bases 1 to 357 code for a protein of 118 amino acids.